GAACUUGUAGUUUACUGGUAGAUUACUGAGUAAACCCAGAAUGCACCUGGCGAGACCUUGGACCAGUAACAAUGGCGGCCAGGCUGGGGUCCACAAUGUGUCUGUCUAGGAGCCUUAUCCGAUACAAGUCCUGCUCCCAUUGCCGCAGACGGAGGAUUUCUGUGCAGCCCUGGGCAAUAAGUGUGCGUCCCAUGUACGGGUCAAGCGGGGCCGCGGCAGACACUCGGGUGCAGGUGGUGGACUUGCGCAGUGAUACAGUGACACAGCCCUGUGCAGAAAUGCGAAGAGCCAUGGCUGAGGCCAAAGUCGGGGAUGAUGUCUACGGAGAAGACCCCACUGUAAAUGAGAUUCAGCAUCGCGCUUCUCAGCUGUUUGGAACCGAAAAUGCUCUGUUCGUUACCUCGGGCACAAUGGGGAACCUGAUCUCCGUAAUGGCUCAGUGUCGAACACGAGGAGCUGAGAUCCUUAUAGGGGACCAAUCUCACAUUAACAUCUAUGAACAAGGAGGAUCGGCACAGAUUGCAGGAGUAUUUGCUCGGCCGGUGAGGACACUAAGUGAUGGGCGCCUGGAUCUGCAUGAUUUGGAGAGCAAGAUCCAGCACUCGUACCCAGAUGUUCAUUUUGGAAAGACAUGUCUCAUUUGCCUGGAGAACACUCAUAACAGAAUGGGCGGCCGUGUCUUGUCCCUGGCGUACAUGAGGGAGGUCCGGGAACUUGCUGACCGCUAUGGGCUGAAGGUUCAUUUGGACGGUGCCCGCUUACUAAAUGCUGCUUAUUCGCUGCGUGUGGACCCAGCUCAGAUUGUUCAGUUCUGCGACUCUGUGUCUCUCUGCCUAUCCAAAGGACUGGGUGCCCCAGUAGGGUCGCUGAUUGGAGGACCAGCAGAUUUUGUUUCUGAAGCUAGACGACUGAGGAAGUUGCUUGGUGGUGCAAUGCGUCAGGCUGGGGUGUUGGCAGCCGCUGGAUUGGUUGCCCUCAAUCGGGCUCAGAAGACUGUGUCAUUGGAUCAUCACAAUGCAAAGGUGUUCUCAAGAGGUGUACAAGAGCUGGGCUUAGAGCUCUGCACCACGAACCCCGCCACCGUAGAGAGUAACAUAGUAUUGCUGACAGUGAGUGAGACGCUCGGAGCCCAAGAACUGUGUGAUGAGUUGAACAAAGUCACCCCCAAAGAGGUAGAAAGCGGGAAGGGGGUAGUCGUGCUGGCACAGCCCUUCUCCUCCACCUGUGUGCGAAUGGUCUGGCAUCGUGAUAUCACAGAGGGUGACACCGAACGGGCACUAGAGAAACUCAGAUCGGUGGUUCAACAGUACAGGAAAGGAGAGAGUUAACUGAGCCCCAAAUACUAUAGAAUUUGCAUAAAAUGAAGUGGCACUAGCUAAAAUGUCCAUGUACACUUCAACGUAUCACUCAUGAAGAAAUUUGAAAAAGAAAUGAUGUAUAGUUUCCCAAUAAAAUCUGGCUAAACACAAUCUCUGUGUGCCCUGGUCAGCUUGUGUCACCCUACUCAUACUGUACCCAACACAAUAUCCAAGGAGUAAUAUACAGUCCGAACAAAGAUAAAUUAGAAAGUUUGUAGGACAGUAAGAUAAUAAAAAGCCUCUCUCCCUAGUAAGCCAGCUAGCUAGUUAGUGG
Molecule: messenger RNA, 1632 nt
Organism: Pelobates fuscus (common spadefoot toad)
Lineage: Eukaryota; Metazoa; Chordata; Amphibia; Anura; Pelobatidae
Exons: 8
Coding region: 72-1328 (418 amino acids)
Biological process (GO): glycine biosynthetic process; L-threonine catabolic process
Cellular component (GO): cytosol
Molecular function (GO): L-allo-threonine aldolase activity
Source: RefSeq, a predicted model, not a curated record